AUAGCUUCACUGCUUGGCACACUUCUGUCCUUCACUGUCUGUCCUCUCGUGCCCUGCCCCACCCAGGCGUGCACUGAAUUCACCACCCAUGUGAUGAACCUGCUGAGGGAGCAGUCGCGCACGCGGCCCGUGACCCCGCGCGAGAUCGAGCGCAUGGUGGCCAUCAUUCACCGCAAGUUCAGCUCGAUCCAGACUCAGCUGAAGCAGAGCACUUGUGAGGCAGUCAUGAUCCUGAGGUCCCGCUUCCUGGAUGCUAGGCGCAAGAGGCGUAACUUCAGCAAACAGGCCACAGAGGUCCUGAACGAGUAUUUCUACUCCCACCUGUCCAAUCCUUAUCCCAGCGAAGAAGCCAAAGAGGAACUCGCCAAACACUGCUCAAUCACCGUCUCUCAGGUCUCCAACUGGUUUGGCAAUAAGAGAAUCCGCUACAAGAAAAACAUUGGCAAAUUCCAAGAGGAGGCCAACCUCUAUGCCAUGAAGACGGCCUUGGGUGCCAGACAGGGCGACGAUUCCCCGCACACUCCCAACUCAACAGGAUCUGGUUCCUUCUCUCUGUCUGGGUCAGCUGACCUUUUCCUCGGGGUUCCACCGGUGAAUGGAGAGCAGUCCGCCUACCCAAUGGGAGUGCAGUCAAAUGGAAACUGGCCGGGUCGAAACUCGCCCCCGGGUGGCACUUCGCCCCGCAGCGACAACUCGGAUAACUCUGACUGAUGUCUCCGCCCACUGGCACAGAAUGACAGCUACGGAAAGAGUGACGACGGAAAAAGACAGAAAGAAUGAUAUCACACUUCCCACUUGGCUGCAGUUGUUUUUGUAUGUUCGGUUGGUUUGAUUAUUUUAUAUGUACGUCGUUUCUUUUUCUUACCGCUCAGCGGGGGGGGAGGGGUCAUUCUUAUGUUUGUAUGAUUACCUGAGUGCACGGAUGGUAGAGUGAAAAUGUGUGUGUGUGUGUGUGUGUGUGUCGUGUGCAUGCAAGUGUGGUUUUAUUAUUGGGUUGUAGGGUUUCUUUUUUCACCACUUUUGACAUGUUACUGAGGUGGUUGUGGUUGUGGAAGGGCUGGGGUUGCAUCAUCAUUGUUUUUAGCACACUAUAUCGUUAUUAUUAAUAUUAUUGCUGUUUUGUCAUUAGUGCUACGACUAUUUUCAUUUUAGCUCAGACAGAGAGAAUGCAUAAAGUGAAUGAGGGGGCAAUAGAGAAAAAUCCAAAGAUUUUGUGUGUUUGUUUCUCUGUUUUGUUUUUGUGUUUCUACCGGGCUUAUGUGUCCCUGUAAAACGAAUGAGGUGUGUUUGAGUCCAUAUUAAUGGUUUGAAUGAGUAUAUCAAUAGUGCUGUCUUUUUUCUGUACAGUGAAACACCUGUAUUCUCUCUACCUCUUUUACAAUAAAGACUCUGUAUUCACAUCCA
This is a messenger RNA of Paralichthys olivaceus (Japanese flounder), 1404 nucleotides long. NCBI's taxonomy places the organism in Eukaryota, Metazoa, Chordata, Actinopteri, Pleuronectiformes, Paralichthyidae. The record is from RefSeq and is a predicted model, not a curated record.